GGCAUUGUUUUCUAGGGUUGUAACCUCAUACGUAGCUCGUCACAAUCACAGAGUACACGGUCCCUGUGAGAGCUUCCACCACCAGUUGUCCUGGCAUCUUAGAACCAGUCUGGAAAGGAGAAGUGAUGGCUCCAGCAGCAAGGGAGGGAUCAGAGUGGGGGCACCCAACCGUGUCCCUAUUCACUGCAGUACAGCCUUCCUUUUGGGAGCCACGGUCACCAGCUGGGGCAGGAGGAGCCGGUGGGAAGGACAGCCCCACUCACCAUGCUUUGGCUCUCGUGUCUGUGGCAAGGCUGAAAGUUCCUGCCAUGGUUCACUGCGCAGGCCUCUGGUCAUGACCACUGUGGGUGUUCUGAAGCCCUGGGCACAGGGAGUUUUGGUGUUACCAGCUGGGAGCUGCGGUCACCCUGCAAGUGUUAAAUCAGCCAGCAGCAGCAGCAGCAGCUAAUCCUUAUUAACUCCCAGCACCGCCCAGGAUCGAACUGUGUGCAAUGACAGAAGGCACACAUCAAAACAAAGGCUCAGGAGGCUGCUGCAAUCCCACUUGCCUUCAGAAGCACUGGAGAGAGGACACCAGCUGUCGAGAGUUUGGUUCUGAACUCCUUUGGGGUAAAAGGUGGACACUGCCUCGGUGACGCAAACGCUCAUCUGCUGCCCUCUGGUAAAGUUAGGGACACUCCAACACUGAUGUUACUGAAGCCUCAGGAUGAGAUUGCAUCUUCCUUGACAGAUCUGGCUCUUGCAUCAUCAGCUGUGAGGCAGAGCUGUGUGACCUGCAGAGGGGACAACAUGUCCCUCCCACGGGGCUGCAGGUGGUGAACAGAAGCAGCCUCGCGUCCCUGGAAUCCCUGGAGAGCUCUUCCCCUCACUGCUCUUGGGCAACAGCACGACUGUUUCCAGCAUUGUGCUCACUUCCAGCGAAGGCAGCUCCCGCCCUGCUUGCCUCUGUGUCCCACCCCUGCCUUGCUCCAUGCCCUUAGUACUGGUGGGAGGUUGGUGGCUAAACAAAACAAGGUGCUCGCUCCCUCGUGUGGGGCUUCAGGUGUUCCUGCCACAAGCUGAGAGCUGCUUCUCAAGAGAAAACAUGAAAGUCAUGUUGGUCAGGCAAAGCUGAUUCAAACCCACUAAGGAUUUCCCAUUGCAACUCUGGAGACAGACUUCUCUUUCUGCACACACAGGUAAAUUAUGAAGGCUCUUUUCUUCCAAAUCAGAGACAACAAACAGAUCUCAAUUCCAGAUUUUUUUCUUUGACCUUUUUUUGCAGCUUGAAAUCUAUCAACUACUUUUAAAGCCAAAUAUUUUCAUGGGUUAAAAGAAAUUUCCUACUUAAUGGGAGAAGGAAAAGUUCAAUGGAAAAUUUGCAGCCAUUUCUACUAAAGACAUUUCUACUAGACAGAACAAAGUGCUUGAAAAUAGCAGUGUGUGUCCCCUGGGCUUUGGCCAACCUAUUUUCUGAUGUUUCCUGAGAUGAGGAGCACAACUCCCAUCAAGAAGCUCAGCCCACCACGGCCAGGGCUGGCAGGAGGAUGUACCCAUGGUGUGGUUUGCAUUCCUGGUCUCUGGCAGAUGCCAGGUAACUCCCAUAACUGUUGCACUGGCAUCAGGACAUAUGGCCCCCCAAGGAGGAUGGCCCAGGCAGCCCCAGCCCCCUGGCUUUGCUGGCUUUGACACCUUCCCUAAGGACGACUACAGGACAAUGCACUUUGGAUCGUUUACCAGCAGGCUGGGUGCUCAGCUGUCCCCAGCCAGCCUGCACCCCCCACCUCAUCAAAUACAGGAACGUGGAGACCUGACUGUAGAGUUGUCACAAAUCUACAGAGCCUUUGGCAGGAACAAAGCUUUGACCUUGGGGCACUGCCAGGACCUCUUACUGAGGGAUUGAUCUUAAAUGCAUUCUGGGUGCAGGAAUUGCAAAAUGCCCUAUGUGACCAUGCCAGGGGUGCUGGAACAGUGAGCCACAGUGCUCGCUUGGUUCUGCAGUUCUGUAGAGAGAAAACUGGAGUCAGAUGUGGGAAGCAGCUGCCCAGGGACAGGAUGAUGCACUCCAUCCCUGAGGCUUGUGGCACAGCAUCUCCCCGUAGGUUGGAAAAACCUCUGAGGUCAUUGAGUCCAGCCACUCUGCCAGGUUACCUUGAUUUGCUGCACCUUCCCUCCUCCUGGGCUGUGUGCAGGGAGCAAGGACAGAUUGCACACACCACAAAAUGGUAUUUCUUGGGAAAAGGGCUCUUUCAGGGGCUAUUUUUAUCUCUCUGUGCAGCAGCACAGGUGGGUGGGUGGCUUUUGCAGCUGCUCUGCCACAGCCACUGAUGCCGUGGGGACAGACCCCCAGCCUGGCUCGGCUGCCUGGCACAGCCUGCCAGCAGCUCCUGUCUGCCAGGAAAAUUACCAGGGAAGAUGUUCCUUCUCCUGGAAGACAACGUGACUCUCCUAGCCGUGCAGUGCUGAUCGGGUUAGACAGAGCAUAUUGUAUUUUUCAUGUGCUGGAUCGCUCGCUGCAGUUGCUGCUGUGUAAUGUGGGGCUUGUCAAGUGAGAGCCAAAAUCGUCUCUGGUGCAACUCCCACCUGGGGACAACGAGGAGCAAUCCUGUCCCAGAUGCAUCCUACUCAACGAUAAAGCAUUUCCUAGGGCCAAAUUCAGAACAGACAUGCAUGCUGUGAUGCCAGGGUUCAUGCAGCAGGAUUUUCUGCCUGUGCAGUCUCAGAGCAGGCAGGACAGGAGCUGGCCCCAGAGGCGCUGGAAGGUGAGAGGGCUGAGGCCAUUCCCAUGCUGAGGGCAUCAGCUGAGCAGGGCUGCUUUGCCCACAGCCACAGUCCCCGUGGAGAGAGUGAGGAGAGAAGGCACCACCCUGCACCUCAGUGCCGGGCUCUGCCCUCACAAGGGCUCCGGGGCCGGGGCUCGCGAGCGCAGCGCACUGCUGCACGUUUGAUCAGAGCCAUCUCCCCUCCCUGCAGGCCUGGACUGUGAAUUUGGUUGCGAUGGAGACCGUGUCCCUGGAGCACCAGAUCCAGAGCGUGCAGCGGCACAUCGCUUUCCUGAAGAAGGAGCAGAUGGAGCUGCUCCAUGACCUGCACCUGGAGAUCCUCCGCCUGCAGAAGCACUGCUCAGAGCUCACCCAUGACCUGGAAAUGAAAGAGCUGGAGGCCCGCCAACAAGACGUCCUGGACCGCGAGCUGGAGGAGAAGUGCCGGGCGAUGGAGGCGCAGCUGCAGGAGAAGGAGAAGGACAACCUGGAGCUGCGCAAGGAGCUGCAGCACAAGGAGACGCUGGUGGCCGCGCUGCGCUCCAGCCUCCGCAGCAAGGAGCGCCGGUUCCUGGAGGAGCUGAAGCGGCGGAGCCACCGCGUCACCAUCCUCGACACCGAGCUGCAGAAGCAGACGGAGGCGGCCGCCUACCUCUCGCUGCAGCUGCACGCCACGGCGCAGCGGCUGCCGGGCCCCCGGGCGGGCGAGCGGCCGAGCCCCGAGCAGCCCGCCCGAGCCCGCGGGCAGGGCCAGGCCGGCCAAGGGCGAGCCCGGCAAGAGGCAGGGCUCCGGUGCCCACGGUGCCCGCGGUGCCCCCCGCGCACAGGAGUAGGCGGCGAGGGCGCCGAGCGGCCGGAGCCCCGCGGCACCGGGGGCUCCUUCCCCGUCCCCUCGGUGGAGCGGAGGGGCGGCCGAGAGCGGAGCCCUGCCCGCGCCUCCCACCCACCGGCCCGAGAGGUGUGA
Passer montanus (Eurasian tree sparrow) is the source of this 3705-nucleotide messenger RNA. RefSeq names its product coiled-coil domain containing 92B (gene CCDC92B). NCBI's taxonomy places the organism in Eukaryota, Metazoa, Chordata, Aves, Passeriformes, Passeridae. The record is from RefSeq and is a predicted model, not a curated record. The transcript has 3 exons. The coding region runs from base 2977 to 3705 and encodes 242 amino acids.